UUGAUGAAGAAAUGUUCAAAUAUUUUUUUCUAAGUAUUUUAAAUAUAAAUAAACGAAAUUGAAAAUUAAAGUUGCAUCAAAGUCUAUAAUAAUACACACAUACUAAUAGUUCUUAAUAUAAAGAAAUCUUCAAAAGGGCACUUUUAUUCAAUUAUUCACGGAAAUGGAAAGGAAAAUUGCUGCUUCGUCUGUAAAAGGAGAAAUUGGCGGCGACAAGGAACUGGAAAUUGAUAAAUUGAAAAAGUUUAGGAAAAUCAAAAAGGUUGAUAAACCACAAAAUCUUCCCACAUCGUCAAAUUUAUCAUUUUCGUCUAUACCAAUAACGUCUUCACUAAAAGAAGAAAUUGUUGAAAUAUCUGAAUAUAAUUGCGUACAGUGCUCAGAAAAAUUUGAAUCCAAGGAAAUUUUUGACAUCCAUAUGUCUGGACAUGCCAACAAUAUGAAAUGUGCCAUAUGUAAUAUGGUUUUAAAAAGCUUAAAAAAUUAUGAAAAGCAUUGUCUCCGUUGUAGACCAUUUGAGUGUCAAAUUUGUGGUCGAGUUGUACGUUUUCGUCCAAAUUUUAUAAAGCAUAUGAGAGUGCAUGAGGGGCAAUUACAAUCAGAACGCCGUAAGUACCAGUGUGAAGUGUGUCUGAAGGAAUUUAUGAGUUUCGAAUAUUUUAAAAUUCAUAAAAAAAUUCAUAACGAUAAUAUUAACUUAACUUGCGGGAUAUGUGGCAAGGUCUUUAGUACACUUGCAACUUUAAAAGGACAUUCGGAGUUGCAUUCCGAUUCCGGAUCAAAACCUCAUAAAUGUAAUAUUUGCGGAAAAGUUUUUGGGCAACGUUAUAAUCUUAAAAUUCAUGCCCGUACCCAUACAGGCGAAAUUCCUUUUGGGUGUAAAUUUUGCAAUAAACGCUUUCACACUGAAUCAAGUCAGCAGGCUCAUUUGCUAACACAUCGGAAGCAGGAGAAAAAUGUAUCGAAAAUUAUUCCACCUGGUGACGGAAAUAAUAUGCAGGAGAGAGUUGCUGUACAUGAAUGACCUUUAUCGCUUUUCCAAAUUAAAGCAGAAGUAACACAAUCACAACUACUUAAAAAAAUACAACAAAAGCUAUCGCAAGCAUUCGCUCAACUUAAAAUCUCAUUUAACAGUGACAAUAUUGAUGAAAAUACUUAUUUUCCUUUUUUGCAAACUGAAUUACCAACGCUACGCAAGUUUUUUUUAAAGUUUAUGGUUAAAAUUGAUGUUUAGGUUCGAACGAGUAUUUAAUUAGAAAAAGAAUAACAAAUAAUGAUUUGCAGGAGCUGUAGUAUCCGUAAUCAUUUGCAAUAGUAUGAUCAUCGGUUGUGUUUAGAAAAGUAGCCAAACUCUUUCAUCAAAAAUAAAUAAAAUUAUUAUGUACAUUACAUCUGUUAGAAAAUCUUAAUUUUUUUAUAAGUUCAUUGCGUGACUGCUUUUUUUAACGUAACCAUCAUGGUACUCAAAAUGCAAAGAAUAUGUUUUAAAAUUUUUGCAAUUUAAUUGAAUAUGAACUUAUUACAUCUUACAAUAAUGCAGAAUCUUAUGUGAAAAAUUUUUUUUAAGAUGUGUUCCGAAAGCAGCUUUUAGAAAAAAAGUAGGUUUAAUUUAAUUAAUUGUUUUUUUACAUAGAUUUGUAACAAAAAUUAUACAUACAGAUAUCCAUAAUUUGUUUUGUUGAGAAUUUGAGUUUUUUUUAAAAGGGAUGUUUUUUUAGAACGAUAACAUAACGUAUCUUCUCGUUUAAGGGUUUUUUUUUUAAUUAAAUUAUGUAAAAGAUAAUAAAAUAAUUUUCUUUAUAAUGUUAUGGAAAAUUCCAAUACAAUUUUUCUAAGACUUGAAGUCAAUAUUUUUUAGUUAAAGUAAUAUUUUUAAGAUGCAUUAAUAAGUUUUUAGCAAUA
Condylostylus longicornis is the source of this 1902-nucleotide messenger RNA. Its product is annotated as zinc finger protein 136-like. Gene Ontology annotation, biological process: regulation of transcription by RNA polymerase II. The transcript is spliced from 4 exons. Gene Ontology annotation, molecular function: RNA polymerase II transcription regulatory region sequence-specific DNA binding; DNA-binding transcription factor activity, RNA polymerase II-specific. The record is from RefSeq and is a predicted model, not a curated record. NCBI's taxonomy places the organism in Eukaryota, Metazoa, Arthropoda, Insecta, Diptera, Dolichopodidae. Gene Ontology annotation, cellular component: nucleus. The coding region runs from base 164 to 1024 and encodes 286 amino acids.